This is a messenger RNA of Tauraco erythrolophus (red-crested turaco), 1047 nucleotides long. The record is from RefSeq and is a predicted model, not a curated record. NCBI's taxonomy places the organism in Eukaryota, Metazoa, Chordata, Aves, Musophagiformes, Musophagidae.
AUCCGUGCUGGGCGUCUGUCAACAGGGGGAUCCUGAUCUGCGACGAGUGCUGCAGCGUUCACCGGAGCUUGGGGCGUCAUAUCUCUCAAGUGAGGCACCUCAAGCACACCCCGUGGCCUCCAACGUUGCUGCAGAUGGUUGAAACGCUGUAUAAUAAUGGUGCAAAUUCCAUAUGGGAACAUUCUCUGCUGGACCCUGCCUCUGUGAUGAGUGGAAGGCGCAAGGCGAGCCCACAGGAUAAAGUGCACCCCAACAAAGCAGAAUUCAUCAGAGCCAAGUAUCAAAUGUUGGCGUUUGUGCAUCGCCUGCCGUGCCGCGAAGACGACAGCGUGACUGCCAAAGACCUUAGCAAGCAACUCCAUUCCAGCGUGAGGACAGGGAAUCUGGAGACGUGCUUGCGAUUACUCUCCUUAGGAGCUCAAGCCAACUUCUUCCAUCCCGAGAAAGGAAACACCCCGCUCCACGUUGCUGCUAAAGCAGGACAGACUUUGCAAGCGGAACUAUUAGCGGUUUAUGGUGCUGAUCCUGGCACGCAAGAUUCCAGUGGCAAAACUCCAGUGGACUAUGCAAGACAAGGUGGGCAUCAUGAGCUGGCAGAACGCCUGGUGGAAAUUCAGUAUGAGCUCACAGACAGGCUGGCUUUCUAUCUCUGCGGCAGGAAGCCAGAGCAUAAAAACGGACAGCACUUUGUUAUACCUCAGAUGGCAGACAGCAGUCUGGAUUUAUCAGAACUUGCAAAAGCAGCUAAGAAGAAGCUUCAGUCUCUAAGCAACCACUUGUUUGAAGAACUUGCCAUGGAUGUGUACGAUGAAGUCGACAGGAGGGAAACAGACGCAGUUUGGCUUGCUACUCAGAAUCAUAGUACUCUUGUGACAGAGACCACAGUGGUCCCUUUUCUUCCUGUAAAUCCUGAAUAUUCCUCAACCAGAAACCAGGGGAGACAGAAACUGGCUCGAUUUAAUGCCCACGAAUUUGCUACGCUAGUUAUAGAUAUUUUAAGUGAUGCCAAACGAAGACAGCAGGGGAACCCUCUCACUGGUUCAAAAG